This is a messenger RNA of Colletotrichum spaethianum, 1053 nucleotides long. RefSeq lists its product as uncharacterized. Gene Ontology annotation, molecular function: nucleic acid binding. The transcript is spliced from 3 exons. NCBI's taxonomy places the organism in Eukaryota, Fungi, Ascomycota, Sordariomycetes, Glomerellales, Glomerellaceae. The record is from RefSeq and is a predicted model, not a curated record. The coding region runs from base 1 to 1053 and encodes 350 amino acids.
AUGGCAAUUUACGGCGCCGUCCCUCCUCCCGAAGACAUCGACCAUCCGGUCGCAGCGAUCCCCGACGCCCCGCCGCAGUCCCAGACCCCGGUCGCCGCUCACGUCGCCGCCCAGAGCGCGACGACAGGCUCCAUUGAUAUUGAGGCGUGGACGGUUUCCGCCCUCGAAUCUCUGAGCGUUAGCCCCGUCGCCCGCGGCACCGGCACGCCGCUCGCCAUCAACCUCGACGAGCAGGUCAAGAAGGCCGCUGUUACGAUCGCCGCCGAAGCGCCACCCGCCCAGCAGGCCCCGAUCCGUCGGCCCCUGAGCCGGAGGGACAGCCAGAAGAAGAGAGAUCAGCUGCUGAAGGGCAACGAGGGCAGCCGGCAGCGCCGCCGAUGGGAAAAUGAUCGUCUCGUCGGCGUACCAAACGCCCAGCCUCCCCUACCCAGCGACUGGGAAAUCCAUCCCACCUACCCUGUUCAGGUCGUCCCCUACCAGGUCGCCCAGUUCUGGGAUACAGGGCUCCGGCAACGCAUCGAAGACAAGACGUCGAAGCUGCAGGCCCAGCGCAAGAAGCAGCAGCGCAAGAACGGCUCCGCCACGGGCCUCGAGGUUGGCGAAGUGCCCCGCGACCUGCGCGACACGGCCAAGCGCACGCCUGCCGUCCGCGGUUGGGUCCGCGUCCUCGAGGAGCCCGUCCGGAACUUCCUGAAGGAGCGUAUUGAGGAGAGCGAUGCCGAGGGCGAUAGCGAGGACGAGGAGAUUGUGUUUGUCGGGCGCAAGGGCAUGGCGGCCGCCGGCAAGGGGUGGAAGAAGGCGAGGAGGGAGGUGGGCAGCGAGAAGGUCGACACUGGCAUGGUGUUCGACUCGCUCGGCGGGGACGACGAGAGUGCCUCCUUCAAGCGGUGGUUGACGCACUCCAUCUCGGACUACUACGGCCUCCAGUCCCACUCCGUCACUACGGGCGAACCCGCGCGCAAGGUCGUCUACGUGACGGUGCGCGACCCGAGCAAGCGCUCAGGCCCCAAGAAGCAUGCAGCCUUACCCCGGCCGUUGUGGGAGAUGUGCUGA